Molecule: messenger RNA, 3027 nt
Organism: Oreochromis aureus
Lineage: Eukaryota; Metazoa; Chordata; Actinopteri; Cichliformes; Cichlidae
Gene: fhdc3
Product: FH2 domain containing 3
Exons: 13
Coding region: 363-1916 (517 amino acids)
Source: RefSeq, a predicted model, not a curated record
AUGAAAGGAAUGGCUAUGAUACAGUUAAAGAGCAUUUUUGUAAACGUGUAUGUCCAUAAAUAAAGUAACUGCGACUUUCACUGAAUUCAACAUCAUUAAUGUAUUUUUUAAUUAGCUUUUCGCAGGCACUCAAAAGACUACAUGCAGAAGGGCGUUCCCUACUGUGGGGGAAAAAAUGAGUUGAAUUUUAAUUGGUGGAGACACCUGCACCUGGGACAGCUGUUCGUGAUACACACUGCUGAGUAUGUCCGAGCACGCGGCAGGAUCACGUCAGAGGAUUUGUUUAACAGCGACGUUUUAAAAGCAAAAGGUCUGAGUUGUCUGCUGGACACUUCCAUCAUCUCUGGAUUAGAGACAAACAGAUGGAGGGAGUGCUGAUUUUUAAAUCGGCUUCUCUUCCCAACUGUUCACCUCCAGACUCGUCUUCUCUUCCUCUGUCAGCAUCUCCUGAGCCUCCUGCCAUGCAUGUUACAAUUGUAUCUCCAGUACCCCCUCCGCCUCCCCCACCACCACCACCACUACCCCCUCCGCCACCUCCCCCACCUGUCCAUUCCUCUCCUUUCGGGUCUCGCAACAUUCAGAGACGUUCCAUGAAAAAGCUGAACUGGGAUACUAUUCCCAGCCAGCGUGUCCUGGGCAAACUGAAUGUGUGGACAUCUAGUCGGCCCCAGAGGGACCUGGUGCUUGAUAUUCGGAGCAUGGAGGAAUUGUUCAGUCACGUAGACAAACGAGCCUCACUGUGCACUUCAACAAACCUGAAGAAAUGUGAUGGCAUGGAUCACCUUCCACAGGAGCCUCAGGUCACAAUUCUCGACUCCAAGAGAAGUAUGAAUAUCGGAAUCUUCCUGAGGCAUUUUAAGAGGCCUGUGACAGAAAUUGUGCAGGACAUUUAUCAAGGGAACUGGCUCCGGUUUGGAAAUGGGAAGUUGAAAGAGCUUUGUAAGCUGCUGCCAGAGGAAAGUGAGGUCAAACUGCUGAUGUCGUUCAGUGGAAACCUUUCUGUUUUGACUGAGGCUGACCAGUUCAUGGUGCAGCUGGUCAAAGUACCAGGUUAUGAGGAACGGUUGAAAAUGAUGGUGCUAAGGGAGGAAUUUUUUCCUCUAAUGGAGGAGGUGAAGAACUCAGUUGGCGUCAUGUCCAAAGCAGCUAAUGAACUGUUGGACUGUGAUGACCUCCACUCGGUCAUUCGGCUGGUAUUAAAAGCCGGGAACUACAUGAAUGCUGGUGGUCACAAUUCCAGUGUUAUUGGCUUUAGGAUGACCUCUCUGCUUAAGCUGGCAGACACCAAGGCCAACAAGCCAGGCAUGAACCUCAUGCACUACGUUGCCAAGCAAGCAGAAUACAUUGAUUCUGAGUUACUGACCUUUCCCAACCAGCUUGAACAUAUUGGGAUGGCAUUAAGGAUUUGUAAAGAGGAGGUCAUCUCCGAUUUUGAGAGGGAAGUCAAGAAGAUCAAAGAAGUGAAAUUGUACAGCAGCAGACAUCCUGGCCUCGUACAACAAAUGGAGACGUUUUUAAUUAGGGCUGAGGCCAAGCUUGCAGAAGUGGAGUCCUCUCUCCAGGAGUUAAAAUCUGUGAGCAAUGCUGUUGCUGAAUACUUCUGUGAAGACCCAUCUACCUUUAAAUUAGAGGAGUGCUGCUCUAUUUUUCACUCAUUUUGCAAGAGGUUUGACACAGCUGUGCAGGAAAACCGAGAGCGAGAGGAAGCAGAGCGGCGGCACAAGCGGAAGGAGAGCAUGCGUAUAGCACCCAAACGCCAGUCCACAGCAUCAGGACCCAACGGUGAGUCGUCAAGCCUGGAGUCGGCCCUGCACAACUUCCUGUCUACUUCCUGUCCCAGAAGGUUUGGCCAGGUGCAGAAAGAAUGCACUGCCCCCAAUCGAAGGGUCACCCUCGGAGUGCACUUCCCAGAGUGAUUCAUCGGUAGAAACAUCUGAGCAAAGUCCCCAUUCUAACCAAGAGAGUCAUAAGAAACCAUUCCAAGUACAAAAAGAGGAUAAAGACAUGUCAAAACUGGAAAACAAAGAAGCCAAGAAGAUGGAAAAGAUCUCUCUGAAUGUGCUUUGCUACCAAAAAAGCACAAAAAGCCUCAACUGUGAGAGAGGUUCAGGUACUCCUUGUCGUUUGCAGAGAGAGCAAGACACACUCGCUACCCCAAAAACACCUCGGCCUAGGACCAGAGACUACUUCUUUGCCAGCAAUGGGGAUGUGAGCUCCCCAUGGACUAUCCUGAGCCCUUUUACUUGCACUCAGAAAACCAGCCCUCAGAGAAACAGACCAGCCCACCAACGCAGGCUGUCAUCCACAUAUGGUGGCGACAACCUUGAUGAUGGUGUGUGGAAGAGCGAUGAGGGCAAUGAUGCACCCAAAUCCCUCAGUGAGACGUCUCCAUCUAGGGGUUCUGGUUUUCUUCCUGAAUGCCCCAAUCGGAGAGGUUUGUCGCAGGGUACCACCCACAGGUCUCGUUCUGUUGAUGAAACUGUGCAGUCCCCUCCAUCUGGCUUCCGACUGGGAGACCUGCUGCAGAAAAACGCAUCUCAAAGGUCAUUCUCCUCUGGCUCAAGGACGGAAAGUGUAACAAAAGAGGAAACUGGAAUCAGUAAGGCUGGGAAUAAUGCAGAAGGGCAGGUGAGCGCCUCUGGAUUUAUAUCCUUCUUCAGGCGUAUUGGAGGCAGAAGCAAACCCGGUGAUUUGGAAGAGCAAAAUUGCAAAGGCUCUAGUACUUAAUAUAAGAUUUUUUUUUGGAGAUGGAAACCAAGCUUUGCCUUUUUUUUGUUAAAAACUUGUCUGUCUUUUUUUAAUGUUAUGGUUUUACCCUUCAGUGGAAACAAGGCAAACAUGGACUUGCUUUGAACUGUGAAGGUUUUGAUUUUUGAGAGUAACCACAUUCAAAAAUCGCAACAGGUUCCUCACUUUUUGUCUUUUUGUAUUAAAUAAAGGCUGACAUUCUACCUUUUAAUUUUUUCUGUAAUAUUGACUGUACUCUCAAAUGGUAAAUAACUUUUCAAAUUAAAUUGUUGUCUCAUA